AUUUUGUUCAAGUCCAGGGGCAAUUGCGCGAAUUAUGACCCUUCAGGCAUUCCAUACAUACAUGGUGUGGAUCUCCAGCGCUGUUUCUCUCUCCGAUUGCAAUGGAACCCAACCGAAACCAUCUGUGCCCUGAACCAGGAAGAUCCUCUAGUCCUUCUUCUAGAACACAAAAGGUUUCCAAAGGACAAGAAGCUAGAAGCAGUCAAAGGGCUAGAUUUAUAGUGACUCCUUUCCACAAGUCCCCCAUUAUUAGUAACGAUGCUGCUUUGCAGAGAAAACCUGCUGAAGCAGCUCCUGGGAAAGCGCUGUCAUCUCGGAGAGGCCUAUUUCUGGCCACAGCUGGACAGCUGACUGCUACAGCUGUUGGAGAACGUUCUCCUCAAGCUGCUGCCACUGCUGCUGCCACUGCUGAAAACUCAAAGGAACUGGUUCCAUCUUCGGGUUCAGCACAGGGGACGCAAAUGGAAAUGGCACAGUCAGGUUCUCUUAGCAAGACUGCUGGAAAAAACGCACCAAGGUCUACUCCAAAGGACACCAUGACAUCUCAACCACCAUCCACCUCAGAGCCUCCGCCAAACCACACAGGCAAAGGGAGGAAUGUGUCCACCUUGGUCAAAGCUCAGAUGGUUGGGAAGAAGAAGAAGAGGAAAAUGGGAACAUACAGUCUGGUCCCAAAAAAGAAGGUGAAGACUGUUAAACAACCGGAGAAGAGAGAAAAGCCAAAAGCAGGCUUGAAGAAGAAUCAUCCUGCAGUAACUGAGCCAGAGACGCUAAACGCUGGAGUAGAGACAGCUAAGGUGAAGGGGAAAAUGUCUUUAGAAGACCGGCAUGUUGAAUACACAGAGGUGGCUUUGGACUGUCUAGACCUGAAAGCUCAGGAAGAGCUUCUCUCUCCUUCUCUUUCAGGAGAGGCUGAGGAGAAGGAAACAGACCUGUCAGAGGAGCUGCCGCUGUGUUGUUGUCGCAUGGAGACUCCGAACAACGGAGGGAGCUUUUCUAUACACAAUCAGUCCUGCAUGGCCAUGGAGAGCUCAGAUGGAAUGCUGAGUCGUUGCCAGAGGCCCGUGAUGAAGCCAGAAUUAAUGCGGCCCUCAAACACAGUCCAUCUGCUGGUUUUGUGCGAGGAUCACCGAGCCGGCAUGGUCAAGCAUCAGUGCUGCCCUGGCUGUGGAUUAUUCUGCAGGGUGGGUUCCUUCAUGGAGUGCAGGCCAUAUGGUAAUAUUUCCCACCGCUUUCAUCGUGACUGUGCCUCCAUACUGAACGAUCGCAGAUUUUGCCCCCACUGUGGGGAGGAUGCCAGUGGGGCGAUGGAGGUCACGCUUUCAAAUCCUGAUCUGUCACCCUUAGUACCCAGAUCAAAUCCUGGACCUUUACUUCCUGUUGUCGCCACUCUGCCUUCGGGCCUAACUACACCCGCUGUCCCUCAGAUACUGAAGGCAAAGAAGAGCAGCCAGCCACACAGAAGUAGGGAUGAGAGCCAGACAAGGUUAAAGGGAGAAGAUGUACAUCCUAAAAAGUCUCUGGAGACCAUCCUCAUGUCACUGGAUGAUGAGAACAUGAAACGGAAGAAAGUGAAAGGCCCCACCAGGCAGCUAUACGUAUCUGCAAAGCAAGGAGACCUCCAGAUGGUCAUUCAGCUUCUCGUUGAUGGGAAGGACCCCAACUUUUUGAUGGAGGGACACAACAAACGCACCGCACUUCAUGCAGCAGCUGCUGAGGGUCAUCAGGAGAUCUGCCACAUGCUGGUCCAGGCUGGAGCCAACCUGGACAUGUUUGAUGAGGAGCACAGAACACCGCUGAUUGCAGCCUGCGAAAACAACCAUCUGGACACAGUGAAGUACCUGGUCAGAGCCGGAGCUACAGUUGGUCACAAGGAUAUCAUGGGUUUUACCUGUCUGCAUCUGGCUGCUAAACUGGGACAUUAUGAUGUUGUCCAUCAUCUGCUCAACAAGGCAUCCAAAUACAUCAACUGUCAGGAUAAUGGGGGGUGGACUCCCAUCACCUGGGCCAUUGAACACAAGCACAAAGAGCUGGUUCAUCUGUUUCUGAAGAAAGGGGCUGAUGUUAACAUCAGAGACAAGGAAGAAAAUGUCUGUCUGCACUGGGCAGCUCUGUCGGGGUGUGAUGACAUCGCUCAGGCCCUGUUGGAGGCUGGAUGCGACCUGAACGCCAUCAGCAUUCACGGGGACACACCGCUUCAUAUCGCUGCCAGAGAGAACCACCUACAGUGUGUCAUGUUGUUUUUGUCUCAUGGGGCGGAUGUAUCUCAGAAGAACAAGGAAGGUGACACCGCUCUGGAGCUCAGUGUGAGUGGCUCAAAGGUGUGGACAGCGCUCAACACCAACAAGAAGCUUACUGAUGCCAGGAGAGAAAGAGACUGUCAAGGAGAGAGACAGCUCAGCAGGGAUAUUUCCCGGGGAUAUGAGGCAGUUCCUAUCAGCUGUGUUAAUGGCGUUGAUAGUGAACCAUGUCCUGAGAACUUUAAAUAUAUACCAGACAAUUGUCUCAGCUCACCACUGAACAUAGACAAGGACAUCACCCAUCUUCAGCACUGUAGCUGUACAGACGACUGCUCAUCGAGCUCCUGUAGGUGUGGUCAGCUCAGCCUGCGAUGCUGGUAUGACAGCGAGGGUCGGCUACCAUUGGACUUCUGUCAGUGGGAGCCUCCAGUGCUGUUUGAGUGUAAUCAUGCCUGCUCCUGCUGGAGGACCUGUAGGAACCGUGUGAUACAGAAUGGACUCAGGGUCCGUCUGCAGCUCUACAAGACAGAGAAGAUGGGCUGGGGAGUGAGGGCCUUGCAAGAAAUACCUCAAGGAACAUUUAUUUGCGAGUACGUAGGAGAGAUCAUCAGUAAUGCUGAGGCUGACAAACGAGAGAACGACUCUUUCCUCUUCACUCUGGACAACAAGGUAGGGGAGCCCUACUGCAUUGAUGCAAGGCUCUUUGGCAACAUCGGCCGCUUCAUCAACCAUCUUUGUGAGCCCAACCUGAUAGCUGUGAGGGUGUUCACCAUACACCAAGAUCAGCGCUUCCCAAAAAUAGCCUUCUUCUCAAGUAGACUCAUCAAAGCUGGAGAGCAGAUAGGGAUUGACUAUGGUGACAACUACUGGAGGGUGAAAAGCAAGUACUUCAGCUGCCUGUGUGGUUCUCUGAAGUGCCACCACUCAGCUGCAGGCAGAUAGAAGCUGAUUCAUUCUGUCCAAAUCAACACAUUCUGUACCAGUCAGAAGUACAAAAUUAUGUACCAACCUUGGUUUGGCUUGGUAAAACACAUAACAUGGUUUUAGGAUUAAUCUCUGUUCCUAGUUUACACAGAGCAAGUUCAUUUCUGCGAAAACCAUAAGAUGUAACUUAUUUUGUGCUCUGACAAUACUGCAGUUUUAUUUAGGUUGCACUAAAGUUCUGUGCUGUUCAUGAAGUUUUAUCUUUUUAAUGAGGUCUUAUUUUGGGUCAUGUGACUUAUUUCAUUGUUCUUUGUGCUGCAUCUAAUGAAACAAACUUUUUAACAUUUAUCAUACAACACCAGAUGUGCCUGGAGACAUUGAUAUUAAAUCAAACCGAUGGAAGUGUAUCAUCUUCCACACCCUGAAAACCUUUGAGCGAGGGUUAUCAAAACUGGUCCAUGAUGCCUGCUGUCUCAACAUGUUUGUGUCUGCUUUCAGCACACUUGAUUUAAAUGAAGAAGUUGCCAUUGAUAUUUAAUGAGUCGUCAACAUGCAAGAAAAUAACAGGGAAAUUUUAACUCGUUGCUGUUCAACCAAGGUCGUUCUGUCAUGGAGUUUUUGUUGACCUUUCCAAAUUUUUGUCUGUAACUUAUUUUGAUUAUGACUGCAUUCUAAAAGAUGGAGAUUUUAAUAUUCAAAAAUGAUAUAAAUGUUAGAAGAGAAACAGAGCUCUUGAACAUUCCUGUUGUGAUUAUGGUUGAUGAUGUUCCAUCUGAAACAACAAAGGGAAAAAAAAUCAUGUUAGAGAAAUGCAACAGAAGUCAGAGCUCAAAGCAUAGAUUAACUUUUCUCCACCUGAAUUCAGAUGAACAACAGAUUCAUUUUCACAAAUAAAAUGUCUUCAUGACUGUAAUCUGGAGUUUAAAAGAGAGUUAUAUUUUUCUGACAUCAUCAAUAAAAACAAUAAUCAGCUGAUUCUGAUUCUGAAUAAUGUGCUUGCACCUUAUUUACUAUUGCUGACAGGCUGACUAAUCCCUUCCAUGACUUGGCAUUGAGCAGCAGGUAAAUCCACCAAUGGUAAAAUAUGUCUCCUGAGCCUUCCAAAGCAUUUUGACAUCUUAGAUUAUUUUAAUGCCAUGAAUUAUGCAUCUGCAAAUGAAACUGUUAACAGCAUAAUUUCCAUGAGUUUUCUAUAAUAUGUUCUUAGUGGUUAUGUACUUGAAAUACUGAAAAUGGUAAAUGCUUCCCUUAAAUCAGGCCAUUUUAUGCAGGGCCUGAAAACUGCAGCGAUCAACCUUUUUUUUAAAAGGAAGCUUUAAUAAUAAUACUUAUUAUGGCAUCAUAUCUAACCUAACAUUUUUGACCAGGGUAAUUGAAAAGGAAGUUUAUAACGAAACAAAACGAAUGUACUCCUUUUUGAUAAGAAAAACAUUCUCUUAUCCUUUUGAAUCAGGUUUUUACGCUUCAAAACCCAGACUACACUGCUAAAGGUUCUGAAUGACAUACAUGUCAAUAAUGAUGCAUCAGAAUCUCAUUUAACAGACAGGAAUUACUUUGUGUCAUUUGGUAAUUAUAAAUCAGAGCAAACAAAUCUAUGCUGAUGACGACAACUUCAUGUGUCUGUGUCAACAUGUGCUCAUAGUCCAUUACAGUCACUGAGUCAGUAUGUCCAAGUUAUCCAUGAGUGGAUACGUCAGAAUUUCCUCUACCUUCCUCUCGACGCAGAAAAGGCAGAAGCUGUUUUUGUUCCUAAAAUUGCAAGUCAAAACUAAGGUAAACUCAAUAGUAGACUCAGUAAGCCUAAAGACCCCAGAUUAAGCAAAUAACCUAGACCUAUUGUGGACUAAUUUAAACAACUAAAGUCUAUAAGUAAAUCAGCCUACUACCAUCCUUAUAUGUCAGAAUAAAGGGCUUCCUUUCAAAAACAUGACAGAAACAUUUACUCAUGUUUUUGUUUUACAUAUGUAAGAUUAUUAUCAUGGUGUCUAUAUAGGUCUUUGUAAAAAUCCAUCAAGCGGCUGCAGCUUAUCCACAAUGCUGUUACCAGGGUCCUGACCAACACCAGAAAAUGUCCUCACUUUUCACCAGUCCUUAAAUCACUACUCUGGCAUCCUCUUUGUAAAAGGAUAGACUUUAAAAGCUUGUUGAUAAUCUAGAUGGCACUGAAUGGUCUUUGGCCUAAAUACAAUUUGGUGUUACUGGUCAGGUGUGAACCACAUAUGUCAUCAAAGACCCACUCUGGGUUUCGGAGGAUGAGAACAUCAUCUAGUUUCUAAGCUCCUCCACUCUGGAACUCCCUGAAAACCCGGGAUGCAGAAACUGUUGGCUUUCUUUGAAUUAGGACUGAAAACAUUACUGUGUACUGCAGCUUACUCUGAAAGGUCAAAUAUUCUUAUUUCUAUCAUGUCUAAGCCAUUUAUGUGCCUAAAUGUUGACCUAUUAACAUACCUUUAUGUGAUUUUUCAUUUGCCAUUUUUUCUUUAUGUAUUUUGUCUACUUUUAUCUCCAUCUUUGUUCUUCCUGCAGGCACUUUGAAUUACACUGUGUAUGUAUGGUGGUAUACAAAGAAACUUGCCUUGUCUUGUGUUGAGACAAGAACUCAUCAGAACCUUGCAGGAUAGAGGGUACUAAGCCCUCUAUCCUAGGCUUAUAGCAGUGGUAAACACUGCUAUAAGAAAACAGGUGUAAGCACCCAACUGUCUCAUUCGCUUUCACUGGAAAAUAAAACAAGCUUAUUCACACAAA
Messenger RNA from Girardinichthys multiradiatus, 5909 nucleotides. RefSeq names its product euchromatic histone-lysine N-methyltransferase 1a (gene ehmt1a). Gene Ontology annotation, cellular component: nucleus. The record is from RefSeq and is a predicted model, not a curated record. Bases 102 to 3182 code for a protein of 1026 amino acids. The transcript has 23 exons. Gene Ontology annotation, molecular function: p53 binding; zinc ion binding; histone methyltransferase activity. NCBI's taxonomy places the organism in Eukaryota, Metazoa, Chordata, Actinopteri, Cyprinodontiformes, Goodeidae.